Messenger RNA from Cephus cinctus (wheat stem sawfly), 12148 nucleotides. It is a transcript of the gene mask, whose product is annotated as ankyrin repeat and KH domain-containing protein 1. Gene Ontology annotation, biological process: innate immune response. NCBI's taxonomy places the organism in Eukaryota, Metazoa, Arthropoda, Insecta, Hymenoptera, Cephidae. The transcript is spliced from 31 exons. The record is from RefSeq and is a predicted model, not a curated record. Gene Ontology annotation, cellular component: cytoplasm. Gene Ontology annotation, molecular function: RNA binding; protein binding. Bases 1284 to 10247 code for a protein of 2987 amino acids.
CGACAUUGGGAAAACGUCGUCGACUCCCCAGUCCUCGAACUCCAGCCCCACGAAGUCAGAGACCGAGACCUUCUCAGAGCUGCAGCCCCGCUUUAUGACAGACUCGUCGGAGAGUGAGGAGGACAGCGUUUCAGAGCAUUGUAUCCCGAAAACUCCGUGUACUUCUGCAGACAAAUCUCAGUGUACCAGGACCCAGUUUCCUUGCCGUUAGCAUCUCCAUAGUCUUGCAUCAAGUUCUGAACGCCACACACCUCACCUCUUUAUCAUCGCAUAUGAGCACGCCCAUGCUUCUCAGUAGUCGACGACGUCGUUGAAUGUCGUCGCCGUUUGUAAACGUGCUCGACCGGACACGUGUGUCUGUGCCUUUGUACCCGAGCGCAAGAGAGAGAGAAUGAGAGGAUGGGCUGUACGCAUCGCAAGCAUGAGAGCGUAUCUGUACAGCAGCAAUACUAGCGUGCGGCUAAGUCGGGGGGAUAGAUAUGCGCCUGUGAAACGAGUCCCCGUUCAGCGUGAGAAAUAUAAGUGUAUCCAUUGGUGUCGGUUCUCUUUUCCCUGUAGCCGUGCGGUGCGCCACCGAGCGGAUCUCAUCGACGUCUGUAGAGAGAAGAGUGUAUUUGAUGUACCAGUGUACACUGCCAUGCACUAGUGUACACUGGAGUGUAAUAGUAUUGUACAUACUACUCGUGCACGUUCUUCGACGUCGUCGUCGUCGUGGUCGUGUCGUCGUCCGACGUCGACGUGGGGCCCAUGCGUGUACGCGACCAAUAACGAGGGAAGUGUCAGUUUCAUCCAACUUGGAAUGGCUGCACAUUGUUCAAGCUCUGUGUUUCUAGCUGGCAGCCACAGCACCAUUUGCUAGACGAGAUACUACACUUUCACCUGUGUUGCACCUUAACAUCAGCCGUGCCCCGUUGCUUAUUCCGUUAUUGUGCGAAAAUAAUGCUAGGGACUUCGACGUUUAUACGUACUCUGUGCUUGACUGACGUUUUUCAUCAGUAUUUCGUGACGACUAUUUGCUUGGGGUGGAGUGUUUUGCAAUCGAUCAAGCCGAGUUGGACGAGGAUCAUCAUCCUGAGAACUCCAAAUUUCUAUUGACCUCGGAAGACCCGGAGCGAUCGGUGGAUCCCGAAACUCAGGCGCGCUUAGAGGCUCUUCUUGAAGCGGCUGGUAUCGGCAAGUUGUCAUCCGGUGAUGGGAAGCACCUGGCCGAUCACGAGGUGCUUCGUCGCUUGACGUCCAGCGUGUCCUGUGCUUUGGAUGAGGCAGCAGCUGCGUUGACCCGUAUGCGAAGCGAUAACCCAAGAAGUCAGAACGAAAAGCGUUCCCUCGUGGAGGCUUGCACCGACGGCGACGUUGGUACUGUCAGGAAGCUCCUGACUGAAGGACGUAGUGUUCACGAAACCACCGAAGAAGGAGAGAGUUUGCUCUCUCUUGCUUGUUCAGCUGGCUAUUACGAGCUCGCACAGGUUCUUCUGGCAAUGAGUGCCAACGUGGAAGACCGUGGCAUCAAAGGGGAUUGUACCCCUUUGAUGGAGGCUGCCAGUGCAGGCCAUGUGGACAUUGUAAGCUUACUUAUAGCACACGGAGCUGAUGUUAACGCUCAAUCUACGUCAGGUAAUACUCCUCUGAUGUACGGGUGCGCUGGUGGUCAUGAAGAAGUUGUCAGGGUACUUUUGGAAGCUGGUGCUAACGUAGAAGACCACAAUGAGAAUGGUCAUACGCCAUUGAUGGAAGCGGCCAGUGCUGGACACGUUCCUGUGGCUAAAAUCUUAUUGGAGCAUGGCGCUGGCAUUAAUACUCAUUCCAAUGAAUUCAAGGAGUCUGCUUUAACGUUGGCCUGCUAUAAAGGUCAUUUGGAUAUGGUACGAUUUUUAUUGGAAGCCGGCGCAGAUCAGGAGCAUAAAACUGAUGAGAUGCACACAGCACUCAUGGAAGCGUCUAUGGAUGGUCAUGUAGAAGUUGCCCGGUUACUAUUGGACUCUGGUGCGCAUGUUAAUAUGCCAACGGAUAGCUUUGAAUCGCCGUUGACACUGGCAGCGUGCGGAGGCCAUGUAGAUCUGGCGAUGCUUCUCAUUGAAAGAGGAGCUAAUAUUGAGGAGGUCAAUGAUGAAGGUUACACCCCCUUGAUGGAAGCGGCAAGGGAAGGUCACGAAGAGAUGGUUGCUUUACUUUUGAGUCAAGGGGCGAUCAUCAAUGCCCAAACGGAGGAGACUCAAGAGACAGCUCUCACGUUGGCUUGCUGUGGAGGUUUCCUAGAAGUUGCAGACUUCCUGAUAAAAGCAGGAGCGGACAUUGAAAUGGGUGCCUCCACACCUCUCAUGGAAGCAGCCCAAGAAGGACAUUUAGAUCUUGUUCGAUAUUUACUUGAGUCCGCGGCCGACGUCCAUGCCCAGACUCAAACUGGUGAUACGGCUUUAACAUAUGCUUGCGAGAAUGGCCAUACAGAUGUCGCCGAUCUUCUCCUGCAAUUUGGCGCAGACCUGGAGCACGAGUCGGAAGGAGGUAGAACUCCUCUGAUGAAGGCUUGCAGGGCUGGUCACCUAUGCACGGUACAAUUUCUCAUAUCUAAGGAUGCGGACGUCAAUCGGCCGACGACAAACAAUGACCAUACACCUCUUUCGCUCGCCUGUGCUGGAGGACAUCUCGCUGUCGUUGAACUUCUUCUUGCACAGACUGCCGAUCCAUUCCAUAAGCUAAAGGAUAACUCUACGAUGCUAAUAGAGGCAGCCAAGGGUGGACACACCAGUGUUGUCCAAAUUUUACUAGAUUAUCCUCACAGCAUCAUGAUGAGCACACCGCAUAACGGUGCACCGGCGCCAAUGUUGUUGCCUCAACAGCAGCAACCGCAACAACAGCAGCAGCAGCAACCACAGCAACAACAAACACAACAACAACAGAAUAUUGCUCAUCAACAGCAUGUGCCUCAUCAGCAACAGCCGCCUACCCAACAACAGCAACAACAACCACCGCAGCAACAAACCACCGAACAACCCCAAACUCAAAACCUUCAACCUAAACAUAACACCCAGAAAUCAUUGCUCAGGAAGAAUCGUUCAGUUCCCAUGAUGCCGGAUAUGAGUCUAACCUCCGCUGAAGCGCAGCAGGUUCGCACGCAACCCGCGGGCGAGUCCGUCGCUACCACCAAGGAUGACACGAAUAUCCUCGAUAAAGGCAGCGGGGGUUUUACUAGCCUUUCCGAACCUAACAUUAGCCUUAGCCCUGCACCAGCGCCGACACCAGCACCGGCCACCUCCGAGAGUCGGAAGAAUGCUAGGCAAGAGCAGAUUCUCCAUAAACAACAAAUUCUUGAGGAACUGCAGAGGGUAGAACGCGAGCUUCAGAUCAAGGGCGCGGGUCACCUGUUCUUAGGUUCUGCUGGUACGGCUACGGAUUCAAUUGGAAUUGUGCAGCAGCAACAACAGCCGCAGCAGCAGCAACAACCGUCGCAGCAACAACUCCCGCAGCAGUUGCAACCACCCCAACAAGACUCCACGGAACCAAUCACGCCAUUGCCAGGCAUGCUCAAUAUUGACCUACCUGCACAAUCAGUUGAAGCUUCUCAUGGGCUAGUAUGUAGUUCUCCGGACUUGCUAGAAGAACUUAUGAGCUCCGAAGAGAACGAGACGAGUCCUACAGCAGCAUUAAUCUCUUCGCAAGUUUAUGCCGCUUUUCUCGAGGGCAGGAAAAUUGGUCUGCAAUCGUGUUUACGAAAGGAGCAGGAGGCUUUACACCGAGGCUCUGCCAUUGUAGAAUCAAUUACUACCGUGACUGACAUUCGACCAAUGACUCCACCACUCCCUCUCGCGCUCUCUUCAAUUCCUGUAACGUCCGUUGUAACCCUAACCACUUCAAAUACAUCAUCGACAACAACCCCAAGUCCUCCCAGUGUCUCGACGCCUCCGACCGUCACGACCGUAUCCCAACCCAUAACUGCGAGCAGUGACGUAAGUCAGAAUACUGCUAUAAGUGAUCGGCCAAAAGCAAAGCCUGUGUCUAAGAAGGAGGGUAAGAACAUUCGGAAAGCAGCAUCAGGAAUGGCUGGCGGCAAAUUACAACAACAACAAGCAGCGUUGAUAGCUGGUUUCCAACAACAGUAUCAGCAGAAACAGCGACAACAAGUCUACCAGGUUCAGCAGGUCCACCACCUGCAGCAGGUCAACCAACAACUGCAACUGCAAUUGGAUCAGGCUCAGGUGCAGCAACAGCAACAGCAGCAACAACAACAACAGCAACAGCAACAAGGUGCUGAUGCCAGUGGGAGUGGCGGAGGUGGUAUACUUGUACCCAGUCAACAAAUAGCUCACACCCAUUCAACCCAUAAUCAUCGUCGACAUGCGCAGGCACCGCUUGAAAGAAAUCUUCAGGAGUUGGAGCCACGUUUGGCCAUGUUUUAUCUACAAGGACGUUUGGACGUUAUGAAGCACCGAGCAUUGGAAGAAAGUAGGCAAAUUCCUAUUGACGAUGUUGCCGAAAUUUUUGAGUCUAUUAGUUUUGAUGAUGUAUCUAAUGUAGCCGAAAAUCAAGAAAAGCUCGAAAUGAAAAAAUUGGAAGUGUCUGGUAGUAAAGAGCAACAACCACAGCAGCAACAACAACAACAGCAGCAGCAGCAGCUUCCGCCACAUCAUCAACAGCAACCGCAGCCACAACUACCUACACAGCAGCAGCAACCGCCCCAGCCACAACCGCAACAGCAACAGCAGCCUCAGCCUCAGCCUCAGCUUCAGGCUCAGGUUCAGGUUCAGCCUCCGCCGCCGUCCCAACAACAGGACCCAACACCGCAGCAACAGCAGCAGCAGCUACUGCAACAACAAUCUGGCCAGGUAACUAGUGCGGGUGUACAAAUUCAAACGGACAUAUCCGGAGGCUUACAGCCAGCAAGUAGGCAGGCCAUACAAGAUCAAAUAUUGAACGAACGAAUGAUGGAAUUUCAGCAAGGUUUUCGAGUUGCGCAAAGUAUUUGCAGUGGUCUUUUCCAGCCGCAACUGCUUUCACAGCCUUCUCAAUUGGCAUUUCCGGCUCAAACAUUACCAGCUGUUACGGAAGCUACUGAAGUAAUAGACACUCUACCUCAACCUUCCAAUGGCUAUGCCCAGUCCACUGCAUGCAGUACCCAUCAGGUCCAAGUAGCAACUCAGACUCAAGCGCCGGCAGCAACAGUUGCUGCCUCCAUAGUAGCACCUGAUAAGAAACAAGUAUGUACCGCACCACCUGCUGGGAAAGGAAAGAAAUCGAGGUAUCCUCUGCUUUCCCAGCAGCAAUCUUGUCAACAGCAAACAACUUCCACUGCCCAGCAACAGGGGGCUAAUUUCCCAGCCCAAAAUUAUCAACUGGAUCCAGCUGCAGUUGCUGGUCAAUAUACAACCGGUGUUUCGACAGUUGGAGCUUAUGCAGCAAAUCAAGUUCCACCAGCUCCAUUUUCCUGCAUGGAUGUUGACUCCGAGACGGAUAGUAAUCAUGACACUGCCCUAACAUUGGCAUGUGCCGGUGGCCACGAGGAACUCGUCGAGCUUCUCCUGAGUCGCGGUGCUGAUAUCGAGCACAGAGAUAAGAAAGGUUUUACCCCGCUGAUUCUGGCGGCAACAGCCGGACAUCAGAAAGUCGUGGAGAUACUUCUUAAUCAUGGUGCCGAUAUCGAAGCACAAUCUGAGCGCACGAAGGAUACGCCCUUAUCCCUUGCAUGCAGCGGAGGAAGGUACGAAGUAGUGGAGCUAUUACUUAACAGAGGUGCAAACAAGGAACAUCGGAAUGUCUCCGAUUAUACUCCACUGAGUCUGGCAGCAUCCGGUGGCUACGUCAACAUCAUAAAGCUAUUGCUUAGCCAUGGCGCUGAGAUUAAUUCCCGAACUGGUUCCAAAUUGGGCAUCUCUCCCCUCAUGCUCGCCGCCAUGAACGGCCAUACCGCCGCAGUUAAAUUGUUGCUGGAUAUGGGUAGUGACAUCAAUGCACAGAUUGAAACGAACCGCAACACUGCGCUGACCCUCGCAUGUUUCCAAGGCAGGCACGAGGUCGUCAGUCUUUUACUCGACCGCAAAGCCAACGUAGAACAUCGAGCUAAGACGGGGCUGACACCUUUGAUGGAGGCUGCUAGCGGUGGUUACGUCGAGGUAGGACGAGUAUUACUUACCAAAGGUGCGGAUGUCAACGCUACACCUGUUCCUUCAUCCCGAGACACUGCCCUCACCAUUGCUGCCGAUAAGGGCCACUGCCGUUUUGUAGAGUUGCUACUGUCAAGGGGUACGCAAGUUGAAGUGAAGAACAAGAAAGGGAAUAGUCCACUGUGGCUAGCCGCUAAUGGAGGUCACCUUAAUGUUGUGGAUUUACUAUAUCAUGCUGGCGCGGAUAUUGAUUCGCAAGAUAAUCGAAAGGUGUCUUGCUUGAUGGCUGCAUUUCGCAAGGGUCAUAUAAAGGUUGUCAAGUGGAUGGUGAAUCAUGUAACGCAAUUCCCAAGCGAUCAAGAAAUGACCAGGUACAUAGCCACCGUCAGCGAUAAAGAACUCCUGGAGAAGUGUCACGAGUGCGUUAAAAUAAUAAGGGCAGCCAAGGAGACUCAGGCCGCCAAGGCGAAUAAGAAUGCAACGAUACUUUUGGAAGAAUUAGACAUGGAGAAGACAAGAGAGGAAUCGAAGAAGGCGGCAGCUGCGCGACGACGUGAGCGCAAGAAAAAGAAGAAACUCGAGAAGAAGGAGGAGAAACGAAAACUCCACGAGGAAACGAAGAAAUACGAAACGAUCUACGAGGAUAAGGAAGAAAACGGUAAGAAGUCUGGUGACGAAGAUGACGACAGAGGAGACGACAGCGAGCAAGAGGCUGGGGACAAUUUAGAGAAAAUGGAGAAUGCACCAUCUCCGGUGAAUAGAAGUCCCGAGGAUCUUGACAAGGAGGAAGGCGACAGCGGUAUCGAUGCUAACAGCCAGGGUAGCUGCAGUAGCAACGACGUCAAGACUCGUGAGAAAAAGAAAGAAAAGAAAAAGAAGAAAAGUAGUAGUCCAAGCAACAACGAAAAAGAAACAUCUCCUCAUCGAUCACCAAAAGCGGUAUUAACGCCCAGUUCGAAUUUAUCUCAAAGUACGACGGUCACUGCUACUAAAUCGCAGAACACCAGCACCGAGAAGAGAACGUUAUCCAACGUUACCAAUACGGUGUCCACCUCUUCGAGCUCCUCUGUCUCGAGCACUAGAGCAGCUACCGCAGCGGCAGUCAGCUCUAGCGAACGGAAACAUAAGGGGCAGCUAGUUUUUGAAUCGUCGAGGCAUCCUGCAGACAGGGAAGACUUCGAGGCUACCGGUAACGAGACGUAUAUGCCUGGCAAGGGAAAGAAAUCAUACAGCAAUCAAUACGAUAGCGAUUCGUUAAAUACAUCUGUGAAAUCAAACAGUUCUACAAGUCCAAAGCAAGGUGGAAAACGCGAAGAAGGCUGGAAGGAAGUAGUGCGAAAGGGCCAAUCCGAUGAUUCAGGCAGGUUCAUGAACUCACCAUUCCGUUCAAAGAAAGUGUCAGUACCACCGAAUGCUAUCAGUCGAGUCAUUGGCAGGGGUGGCAGUAACAUAAAUGCUAUACGCGGAGCAACUGGUGCGCAUAUCGAGGUGGAGAAGCAAAGUAAAUGCCAGGGUGAAAGAAUUAUCACGAUAAAAGGGUCAUCCGAUGCUACCAGACAAGCUCACACGCUCAUAGCUGCUCUCAUCAAAGAUCCUGAUGUUGAUAUUCUCCAAAUGCUUCCGAAAUCAAAGCUACCCGUUGUUACAAACUCAUCCUGGGACAAAGCUAUCCCGACUAUCGCCGCAACGAAGGCGAAGGUGGGAUCAGUAAAUAAACCACCUAGUCUGGUGUCCAGUGCCACAGGCUCACAAGUCAACAAAUCUGGAUACACUUCAGGAAUUUCAUCGAUGGGUCAACUGGUGCCUAUCCGUUCCUCAGCUACAGUGAAAAUCACUGGCGCUUAUCCGGCACCUCUGCCACGAGCUACUGCCCCAAGACUAGUUGCCGCUGCCGAGAAACGAGCACAGGCAGCAGCCGCGGCCCAGAUGGCUUCUGCGUCGAAUACGAAAACGACAAUGUCGUACACGAGCGUAAUAAUGACAGCGGGACGUGCGACGAAGAUCGUCUCCACGAGCACGACCCAGACAUUCGCUGCUAAACUAUCCGAGAUCACUGCGUCGACUCACACCUCGACAACUGUCAUGCAGUCUUCUCACUCUGCAGGAAAUAAGCAAAAAUCUCAAGCCAACACUGUAACUGUAAUGUCAUCCACGGCUCCAGCUACGCCUCAAACUUCACCCCAGCAAGCCGUGACCAGCACAUCGCCAAAGCACUGCCGACCACUGCCUACCUUGUCAGCUCCGCCGACGAUGCCCUCGCAUUAUUCUGGAAAAUCAACUUACUCGCCUGGCUCGAACGGAGCGAAUUCUACUAUUGGUCCUGUCGUCUCGAACGGGUCUGAAAGUACUGUAGUGUCUACGUCAGCUAGUUCUGUCCGCGUGACACCCUCGCCACCAGCUGUCUCACAGCUCCCAACUAUUCAGCAACAGCAGCAGCAGCAGCAACAGCACAUGCGCAGCUCUACCCCUAUAGCACCCGUUAUGCAGGAACAGCAGCAGCAACAGUCUAGCAACACUCCCUUGGAAUAUUCUCUGUUUAACGAUACGUUUACAAAGGUAACUCAGCAGUCGAUGUGGGGUGGCCGAGAGAACGAAUCUCAGAAGGGUAUGAAUUUCGCGACGGUGGCUGGUGGUGGUGUCUCGGUGAAUACCUCUGGAGCAUCGUCGAACAAGUUCAUCGAUAGCGUUCCCCCGCAGGUGGAUGCCUCGAAGGCUCCUGGUUACAGAGGAACUGCCAUGUGUUCCCCGGUCUCGAGUAAAUCGAGUGGCACAAAUAGCGCACCAGGAAGUACUAUAGGUCGUGGUGUAUCGCCUUCCGCGGUACAUAAUCCAAUACAGCCACCGCAGUAUCAAUCAUCUGUAAAUUACAACGAACAUCCGCUUCCCAAUAAGCCACCCUCGAGCCUCGCUGUAGCACGUCCGUUGAUGCCACAACAGAAUAUGGAAAUGGGGGCUGGCAUGACACCAUUCAAUAGGCCAGUAUUUCAGGGCGAUCUUAGCUCUAGAAAUAACCCGGGUCAUCAGCCCCACGUCAUGCCGUCCACUUCCCAGCCGACGCUCGACGUCGGUCUCUUCAAGGGAAACAAUAGCGGCUACGAGCAUCCUAACGUUAACUCUAAUCUUCUGAAAAUGGUACCGAACGAAGGUCAACCUGGUCAUCCUCUGUUACCUUUUCAUCCUCAUAUACAAAAUUUUGCUCAGACAAUGGCACAAUCGCCAUCGGUCAAUACGACAGUCAGUAUGUCCAGACUAAAUCCCAGGGCACCUGAUUUCUCCAGCUCUCUUCAUUUAAACAACAAACCGCAAGUGACGAUGUUCAAUGCUGGAACUGGUAUUCAUCCCAAUAUGUUUGCCACUGUCCCGGCACCGCCGCCAUCCGCAAUACAAUCUAAUAACUUGGCAAUGGUGGGAAAUUUCCCAUUGGGAAAGUACCAAGCACCAUCUCGCGGUACGCCUAACACUAAUAUCUCAACAAACGGUCAGACACGAUGGCCAUUCGCACCACCUCACAACAGUUAUCCUCCUCAUCAAGAUCCUAUGAUGGGUCAGAUCAGUUUCUCGAAUCAUCUGGCAACAAUGACUGGUCAGCCGGGAGGUAUCGAUCUAAUAAGCGGUUUAGAAAAUGGUGGUUCACCUGCUAUGUCUCCCUCGUCGUCGGCGCAGGUCGCUCAGGAAAUGAAUCAACUUAAAAUCGAGGAUCGCAAAGUCCCACGACCAAUCGGCACCGAGAGGGCGUGGAAAAAUUAUUCAGCUGGCAUGGGACCAGGUGGUGAUGCGGAUUCCAUGAAUUGGAUGCUUAACAACGAAAAAUUUGUUGGAUCUUGGGCCAGUCUUGCACCUGGAAUGGAUAGACAUCAAAUGUAUCGCUCGAAUGCUUCAUUUAAUCGCAUGUCCAAUGUGGAUGCUGAACUUCAUCAGAUGGUAGAGUCUACCUUCCAAGGUCAUUUGGACAAUCAACAACCUUACCCUAAUGGAAGUGCAGCUGCGCUCUCUCUGAUGCCAGGAUUAGCCCUAUUGCCUGGACAAUUUGGAUCUGCAGGAUUACCGGAAUUGCCUCCAAACGAAUCUGCGAAAAUGGAACCACCAGCGUGGGGAAUGUCUGACGCCGUACCAGACAAACAACAUCCGGGAUGGAAUAAAUGGAGCCAUUAAAAUGGAAGAGCCUUUCAUCGACACACAGCUUUCCUCGUAUUACCUUGGACGAGAAUGACGAACCUGGAAUACAAAAAAUAGUAGUAGAUGAAACUGGCAUACGAAAAACCGUUGUUUCUAGACACUACAUAAAUUACAAUACUACCUAUAUUCAUUGACACACAGAUCCAUAUUACUUAUCAUGCUAGGUGAUAAGAUGGUAAAUCCUUACUACAAUUUAUUGCUAUUAUCUAUUAUACAUAUUCGAUACCAGUAAUUAAUGAACACGGUGCCUGUUGAUUAAUGCAGGAACACCAGAGCUAUGGAUAAUCGAUUUGAGUGACGCGUUUGGUGGACGUCGACCUUACGUCAUAUCCGUUCUCUCUUGAUCCUUUGAUAGUCACACGUACCUUAUCAAAGCUAAUCGAUAAUUGAUAUGCUGAUGAUGGUGACUGUGUCAUUCUGCCAUUGGGAUGGUCUCUACCUAUCUGUCUAACUUAAAUAACCUAUGAUACUUGCCAGACUCGUCACAAUAAAUUCAGAUAUCAUAAUUAUGUCGCCUUUGGCUUCUCUAGUAGCGAUGUUUUGCACAACAGCUCUUUAAUCAGUGAUUGACUGUUUCAUCAUGAUCAGUAAAGCAACAAAAAAAAAACACGUAACCUAUAAAUUUCUUUCUUUUUUUUUCGACUUAUUUAUGUUGAGAGUACCUAUUAUGAAAUAUCUAUUACUAUUUGCUAUAAGAAUGAUAUAACAAAAACAAUUUGAAAUACUAUGAAUAUACCAUGAUUAUGUAAAUAAUUGACUUUGUCAUGAAAUUCCGAUUACUUCCAACGCUGCGAAGGGAGACCGAAGGGGGCGAACUUUCUUUUAAGUUCGAUAGACUUUUCUUCUUCCCAGCCGUCGCGAUUAUUACAAUUGCUCCUUUCCUCCCACCGCCGCGUGCCAUUUUCUUACUGAUAAAAAAGAAAUUCGUCUCAUUCUUGUACUCUUCCAUCUUUAUCACGUUUUACAUAAGCGUCAUGGUUGCUUGACUCUCACGAUUAUCAUCAUCAUUCACGCGUACGAUGAAGCUGUUUAUCGCUUUCUUUCCUUACUCAAGUAAUAUCUUUCUUCGUCAAUCACACUUCUGACCAGGGUCACACAAAUCACACAUUUUUCCUCAGACACUGAUCUCGCGUGGUAAUCUCUGUUUUUCGUUAAUAUUUUUUUCUUUCUACUUCAACCACCUAGAUAAAUAUUGAACUCGGGUUAACGCCGUCUACUUUGUAUAACACAGCUUUACACAAAUUUAACGCUAGAUCCUCGAAUACCAAGAAAAACUCGAAAGCAAUUAUUACAAGCCAUCUUCGAAGGUUUCAUGCUCGGCAUGUAGUGUAAGCGAUUCUUGUUACCGUUAUUAUACAAUAUUUCACAAGGGACGAAGUACUUGUACCCGGAGUAAGGAAGAAAGAAGUCAGACUCUAAGGUCGCGCGGAUAGCUGUAAAGCCCACUAGAGGAAAAGACAAAAAUGAGAGAAAGGAGAUAUCCUCUAAGGUCGAAAGCGAUGACACGUGUAUAUGGGAUGACGCGCAAUUAAUUAAUUAAUAAAGACGAUGCCUGACGUUAAAUGUUCCUCGAGAUGUCUUAUCGUCAAUCAUCCGCUGCUAAGACAUACGAUAACACGUUUAUACUAAUGUUCAUCUAAUGAAAAAGGGACUCCGAGGGGAUGACUAUACUGAAGCACACACAGAUAUAAAUAUAUAUAACCCAUAGGGAUAUCUUUAACGAGUAUGAAAAAAGAAAAGAAAAAACACGUUAAACGAAGCGGAAGAACAAAAGCAGAACCACCAGUCUCCUUCAUUUUGUAAUAUCACCGUGAAAAUUAGUAUACAGGCGUUUGUAGUAAGUAUUUUUUAUGGAGAAAACAGCGAAAGAGAGAAAA